Messenger RNA from Lagopus muta (rock ptarmigan), 4499 nucleotides. RefSeq names its product leucine rich repeat containing 19 (gene LRRC19). Gene Ontology annotation, molecular function: signaling receptor activity; protein binding. NCBI's taxonomy places the organism in Eukaryota, Metazoa, Chordata, Aves, Galliformes, Phasianidae. The coding region runs from base 1460 to 2338 and encodes 292 amino acids. Gene Ontology annotation, cellular component: plasma membrane. The record is from RefSeq and is a predicted model, not a curated record. Gene Ontology annotation, biological process: interleukin-8 production; positive regulation of non-canonical NF-kappaB signal transduction. The transcript has 5 exons.
UUCCAACCCCACUGAUGUAAAAAGUAGGAGAAGACACAUUACAAAGUAGUACCUUUACCUCUAAUAAGUCUCUAGUUUUUAAUGACAGGGACUCUGGGCUAGAUACCUCAAUAUCUCUAUGAGACCAGAAAUGAUUGACUUUGCUGUUAUGCAUUGUCUCUGGUAGUUGUGUUCUGAAAGAAAGUUAAAGCUCAGUGCUUUUUUAAGAGGCAAUAAAAAUAUAAGCAAUGGUUGUCCCAAAGGAUUCAUUAUUCAAGGGAGCACAACACUAGAUUACGAGGGAAACUGAAAUAGGAUUGAGGCUUGGAAGUCACAAAACAUUUGAGAUACUAAGUAAAAAAAAUCGAGGCAUCAACACAAAAGAGAGCUACUGAAGUAAAAAGGUUUCUACUCAUCUACAUAAUUGCGAAUGGAGAAUGAGAGGAAGGCAAAUCCUUUUCCAGUUUCAAGCUAUACUCUGGGUAGAAUGAAGCCUGCAGAAUGAGCACUAUUAGGAGAAAAAAUUACAGGACACAAUGUUUGUGUAUCAUGAUAAUGUCUUUGUAAAUAUGCAUAUAAACAUGGUUUCUGAUCAGAACAAGUACCUUCCUUUUCUUCUUAGGGAUUUCUUCCUGACUUACAGCCCAUGUCCUUAAAUGCUUGUAAUUUUUAUAAAUACUGAACUUGAUCUAUAACACUCCAUAGGUUGUUGGUUUUUUUUUUCUUUUCUUUGAUGAUUCUAAACCACAAGAACUUAACAAAGACUUAAGCAACUAUUUAAGCACAGCUCUUUACCUCAGUAUGCAAAUCCUUCAAAAAAUUCUUAAUGUCCUGACAAAUCACAUUAAAAAAGUCCAAACUUUUAUCCAUCUCCAACAUUUCUUUAAUCGACAAUAAUCCACCUUGCUUGUAAAUAUCCAGUGGCAUUUUAACUCAGUGCUUCCUAUAUGAUCUGGAACUUGACACUUGAGCAUACUACCAUCAGGCUAUCCUAUUGGCUGCAGAACCAAUUAAAUUGAAGAUGAUUAUACAAAAUUACUCAACCUAGUCAAUGUUUUGCUAAGAUAUUCCAGUUUCCUUAUUUUUUUACAUGGCUUGCUUAUUCAUUAGGUACAAAGGUUGAAAAAAAACAAAGUGCUGUUACAUGAUAUAUUUCUUGUCAGUGCAGUGAGAAGUCUGUGUGGGUAUAUGGUGCUCCAAGAAGCAACAGAAAGACUCUGAAGAUGAAAAUGUCCUGGCUCAUAAUCUGGGCUGGAAUGCUGCUUUGGAAUCAAGUUACUGCUGACUGCAGCAUUACUUCUCAAACUGUAAGUUAUGUGUCAUUUGUGAUGAGUCUGGAAAGAACCUCUCUAGCAUCCCCACUGAUUUGUUGCAAAAUGUUACUGAACUAAAUCUCAAAAAUAAUAAAAUUACUUUAAAACACGACAAAAACAUUCUUAUAAGGCUUGCUAACCUCACUAAGCUUCAUCUGAAUGAAAACAUGAUUACUGUACUGCAUAAUAACAGCUUCUACAAUUUGACAAAACUUGUAAUUCUGGAUAUCAGCAACAAUUAUAUUAAUACAGUUCAUCAAGCAGCAUUUGCAGGAUUAUAUCAACUGAGAGUGCUGAAUCUUUCCUAUAACAGGAUUACUCAAUUAGAUUCAGAUGUAUUUUCUUCUCUAAAAAAUCUAAGAGUUUUGAAUCUGCAGAAUAACCUUUUGGAAUCUUUUCAUAUAAAACCAUCUUUUAAAUUGACUACAAUUACCUUAGAUGGAAACCCAUGGAACUGCUCCUGCAGCCUCCUUGAUUUACAAAUGUGGCUAACUGCUUCUAAAGUCACAAUGGAAAAUGAAAACAACACUACGUGUACAUUCCCAAACAUGAAGCAAAAAGUCUCUAUCAAGACUGCAACUAUUAAACUAGUUGACUGCGAAGCUGAAAAACUUUCUGAAGAAACCACUAUGCCUUCCACCUAUGCCAUUAAGCAUCGAAGCACAGUCUUUCUAACAGCUCUGACUUCAAACAUCACUGGAAACAAUGGAACACAUGCAGAACUUCCAGUUCUCGGCAAAAGCUGGACCUUCCUCGUGGGAGUGCUAGGGUUUGUCCUAAGCACUACACUCCUGAUUUUCACUGCCAUAAAAUGCCCAACAUGGUAUCAGUAUUUGAUGAGCUACAGACACCGUCGUCUGGAAGAAAACGACCCUGAGAUGUUUGAACAGGAGUUCUCAGCAGACAUGAGUUCCUUUCCUGCAGUAUCAGACAUAGACAAUGAGGAUCCCAUAGUAAUAUUUGACAAAACUAACACAUUUGAACCUGAGGAAGAUGGAUUUAUUGAGGACAAAUACAUAGAUACUUAUGUAACUGAGCAGUGCUAAUAUCUUACGCAGUGGACAAUGAACUGACUUUUCAAUCUAUUCAGCCUUCCACAUUACACUAUUUAAAUACAGUACAAAGUGAACCUAAGCAGCCUGGCAUCUCAAAAAAUUUGUAACAAUGUACUGCUGCACGAGUCAUAAAGGUUAAAAAUUUGGUCAUGUUCACAUGUUAGUGCCACAACAAAUAUUUUGAAAAAUGAAAGAAUACUGAUCAUCCAUGUUUUAGAAAAAACACUACAAAUUAUGGGAGGAAAAGAGCUUACUGUACACUGCCUAAAAUGACAAAGUCCUUAAAAAGCAGGUUGUGAGCCUGAUAUAAUUACUGACACUGUAAAGAUGAAGAAGUCAGAGACAAAAAACUCCUUUUUUAAACAUCUGAAAUAGAACACAGUCAGACUGGGGACUGAACCCAAAUCAACGGCAUCAUAGCUCAGUGGUUUAACAGGCAAAACAAAUGUCUACAAAUAUUUACGCUGAAUCAGUAGGCCAACUUAAAUGUGCCUACAUACAGUAAAAUGAUAACCAGCACUACUUAUUUGACGCCUUUGUGCCUUAGUUCUUGAUCAAACCAAGUCUCUGCACACUUUGUUAACACUUAGACUGUACUUAGAGAUAAAUCAGACAUAUUUAUGAGCUGUUGAAAACCACAAUAAUAGUGCAAAACGAGUUAUUAAAUGCCAAAUUGCUAUUUUAAAACUCAACCUUUCAGCCUAUCACCACACAUACUGUUCUCAGGACUUACAAAUUCCUACUGCAAACAGCUCACUUCCUUUACAUAAAUCCUUACUUAUUUAUAUAUGCAUACUUACUCCUUUAUAUACAUCCUACCAGGCAGGAAUUGCUUUCUAGUCUCCACUUAUGCUUACUUUUUCCCCUCUGCUACUACAAUACAACAUCCUCAAUCUGCCAUGAGUAGGUUUCCACAAACCAGGAGACUUCUAUGCCACCCAUCUUUUUCUGGAUGAAAGGUAAGUUACUAUCACAGCAGAUACUCAGAAGAAUUUAAAAACAGAAACUCCAGCUUUGACUUGAUACUGGUAUAUGAUCUGAAAAGUGUUUGGAUAUCAUUUGUUUCACAGAUUAGACUGCUGACAAAUUCCUGAAUUCAGUAGCUUCUCCAUUGUUCUCAGGUAAAGAGUUGGCAGUAUUUGACAGGCAUAUACUUUGUGUACUUACGCUUGUUUUUCUGUGAAAAUUUUAUCCACACUUUGAGCAUCUCGGUCAUUCUGAACUUUUAACUAGAAAAAAAAGAAAAAAUAUAUAUUUGAAUGUAAUAUAUAAGAAGAAAACAUAUUGUAUGUACAAGUUCAAGGUUUUCUGUAAUGGAGAAAGAAGCUGCUCAGAAUGCAACAGAGAAAGGAAGAGCAAAGGCCUGCUGCUCUUGUUCUCAUGCUGGCCUGAAGAAACAGUUUCUGAAAUUCCAGUCUUCCACUGCACCUCUGUGUUUGAAAAACAAGUGCAAUCAAGGCUGUAGCAAACCAAUUUGCAAACUAUUACUAUGGCAUUCAUUAGUAAAAUAGUGUUUAAGCCCAUAGAUAGAAUGCAAAUCUAACAGAGCACUCUUCCCUUUGUGUCACAGACAAUGAGACUUUAUUUUUAAAUGAAACGUGGAAAAAAAAAAAAAAAUUGGCCAAGAAACACAGGUGGUUUUUCAAGCUACCAAAAUAACAGAAAAAGUAAUCUCAAGAAAUGGAAAAUGCCUAAUGCUUUUAAGGCACUUGUAUAAAUUGUCUCACUAUCUUGGAAAAUUAAGAAAAUUAAAAAGAACAAAGCUGAUUGAUUCUGUCAUUGGCCACAUCACAGACUUGACUGGAGUUAUUUAAAAGACAGAAAACAGAAGAGAAGUAAAAUUUCUAGAGCAUUAGGAAGCUUCAAGUUGCAGGGCAGACAACUGAAUUUGCCUUUCAUCAGGCAUAGUGUUCUAUGCUUUUUGGUCGGUAACACUCGCAAUUUCACUUGGGAACACAGCCUUCUCAAAUUUAAGACACAUUCACUAUCAUCACAGAAGGACUAUCAUCUGUCCAUACUUUGGACAGUUGUCUCACUGCACACACAUGAUGUUGCCAAGAUUUCGGUCCAAUUUAAACUGGAGAAGAAAGUAUACAAUGUAAAUUAGUACCAUGCUUUUCUAUAUAUGUAAUGUGUUCAAAGCACAGAUAUC